AUGAAACUUUCAAUACUUGGAUUAGCUCUCUUGGCUUCAAUUGCUAAAGCUGAUUUUACACCAGGUGAUGGGUGUCAACCUGUCAACGCUCAACCUGGUUUAAGAGUUGACUUCUAUGAUGAUGUGAAAUAUUUUGCUGUUGCUGAUGAUAGUACAACUCCUGCUGAAGAAUAUAAAGCAUACUUGGGAGAAAUUUCUAACAUGGCUAUAUCUGAUACCGUUUAUGGUGUCACUGAUAUUUAUUUCAGUGUUGAUGAUAUUCAGGAAACUACUGAUGAACGUCCUUUGUACGGUAGAACUACCAAUUAUCAUCAUUUCGGUUUGAAAUUUACCGGAUAUCUUUUUGCUCCAGAAACAGGGGUUUAUCUGUUCAGUAUCAAAAACGUUGAUGAUUCUGCUAUUGCUACUAUUGGUGCUGCUGCUUUCGAAUGUUGUCAAACUCCCAAUAAUGACGUUACUGAAUACACUGUAUUUACUUAUGGUCGUGUUACCGCUGAAACUGAAGCAACAAACACAGGUUCUUUACAAGGAGGAAAAUAUUAUCCUUUCAAAAUGGUCUAUUACAAUAAAGCACCUUUCGGAGCUGCUGUGGAAUUAUUGGUCACUUAUCCUAAUGGUACCACCAGUAAUGUUCCUGACUUCAUUUACGCUCCGCCUGAUAUUGUACAAGAAUGUGUAACUGCCACCGUUACAUCUACUUCUUACUGGACUAAUCCUUUCACAAGUACCUAUACAGUUAUUCCAUCUACCGGAGGAACUGAGUCGAUUAUCAUUGAAGAACCUCCUUCAACCACUACCACUGGUUGGACCGGUACUGAUACUUCUACUUAUACCACCACCACCCAAUCAGGUGGCCCUCCAUUGGUGGUCAUUGAGACUCCAUAUCCUUCGACUACCACUACUGGUUGGUCAGAAUCUUUUACCAGUACUUAUACCACCACCACUAAGUCAGAUGCUCCACCAUUAGUUGUUAUAGAAACUCCUUAUCCUUCUACAACUACUACUGGUUGGACUGGUACUGAUACUUCUACUUAUACUACAACUACUAAAUCAGAUGCUCCACCAUUAGUUGUGAUCGAGACUCCAUACCCUUCUACCACCACCACUGGCUGGUCAGAGUCCUUCACUAGCACAUACACCACUUUUACCAAAUCGGAUGCUCCACCAUUGGUUGUUAUUGAAACUCCUUUUCCUUCAACCACUACCACUGGUUGGUCGGAAUCCUUCACUAGUACUUACACUACUACCACUAAGUCAGAUGCUCCACCUUUAGUUGUGAUUGAGACUCCUUAUCCUUCUACGACUACCACCGGUUGGACUGGUACUGAUACUUCUACUUAUACCACCACUACGAAAUCAGAUGCUCCACCUUUAGUAGUCAUCGAAACCCCGUAUCCCUCAACUACUACCACUGGUUGGUCAGAAUCUUUUACCAGUACUUAUACCACCACCACGGCUUCAGGUGCACCACCUUUAGUCGUUAUUGAGACACCUUAUCCUUCAACUACCACCAUCGGCUGGACAGGUAACGAUACUUCCACGUACACUACCACAACUAAGUCGGAUGCUCCACCAUUAGUUGUGAUAGAGACUCCAUACCCUUCCACAACCACCACUGGUUGGUCAGAGUCCUUCACUAGUACUUACACUACUACCACUGCUUCAGGUGCACCACCUUUAGUCGUUAUUGAAACUCCAUAUCCUUCUACAACUACUAUCGGCUGGUCAGAAUCUUUCACCAGUACUUACACCACUGUUACUAAGUCUGAUGCACCACCAUUAGUUGUUAUUGAAACUCCAGGUCCAUCAACUACAACAAUUCCUUGGACUGGUACCUUCACUUCGACGUAUACCACUACAACAAAAUCAGAUGCUCCUCCUUUGGUGGUUAUUGAGACUCCAAGUAGUGAUAUUUCCACCACUACUAUCCCAUGGACUGGUACUUUUACUAGUACUUAUACAACAACCAGCUCAUCUGGUGCUCCUCCUUUAGUUGUUAUUGAAACUCCUGGUCCUUCCACUACUACUAUUGGUUGGUCAGAGUCGUUUACUAGUACAUACACUACGAUUACCAAAUCAGAUGCCCCACCAUUGAUUGUAGUUGAAACCCCAGGUCCAUCAACUACCACCAUUCCAUGGACCGGUACCUUUACUAGUACAUACACUACCGUUACCAAGUCAGAUGCCCCUCCAUUGGUUGUUAUUGAGACUCCAGAACCAUCAACUACAACUAUUCCUUGGACAGGUACCUUUACAAGUACCUACACUACUACCAGUUCAUCUGGGGCUCCACCAUUGGUCGUUAUCGAGACUCCAGAACCAUCAACUACAACUAUUCCUUGGACUGGAACUUUUACUAGUACUUAUACUACUUUUGUCUCAGGUGAGCCACCAUUAGUCGUCAUUGAAACCCCAGGUCCAUCAACCACAACCAUUCCAUGGACUGGGACUUUUACAAGUACCUACACAACAACCAGUUCAUCUGGUGCCCCACCAUUGGUUGUUAUCGAAACUCCAGGUCCAUCAACUACCACUAUUCCUUGGACAGGUACCUUUACUAGUACCUACACUACUAUCAGUUCAUCUGGUGCUCCUCCUUUAGUUGUUAUUGAAACCCCAGAAGCUUCUACCACCACCAUCCCAUGGACUGGUACCUUUACUAGUACAUACACUACCAUGACUGCUUCUGGUGCUCCACCAUUGAUUGUGGUUGAAACUCCAGGACCUUCCACUACCACUAUUCCAUGGACCGGUACCUUUACAAGUACAUACACUACUGUUACCAAAUCAGGCGCCCCACCAUUAGUCGUCAUUGAAACCCCAGUACCACACCUGUUCACUGGUCCUUGGAUCAACACGACUACUACUUCAACUUUAGUAUCAACUACGGUUGUGACAGUUCCAUGUAAAACAUGUCAAGGUGGUUUCUUCACUACAACUUCCACCGCUGUUCCACCAGCCAAACCUCAACCUACUACUGUAACAUCUUCUGUGAUUGUUACCAUUCCAUGUAAGGUAUGUCAAGGUGGAACAACUGUUUCAACCUUUACAACAGUAACUACCAUUGAACCAACAGGUUCAGUUUCAGGUUUUUUAAACCCUGAACCACAGGCUCCAAAUAAUCCAGUCCCAAGUUCAAAUUCUCCAAACUCAGGGUCUAAUCCUAAUUCAGGGUCCGGUUCUGGUUCUAGUUCUGGUAACUCUAUCAGUCAAAGUCCUCAAAAACCAACUGGUGUGAUUUCUAUACCAGAAAUAGAAGGUGGAGCUUCCAUCAAAGCCAUAUCUUCAACUGUUUUAAUAAUCUUCUCAUUCUUAAUGAUGGUCUAG
Yamadazyma jaroonii is the source of this 3327-nucleotide messenger RNA. NCBI's taxonomy places the organism in Eukaryota, Fungi, Ascomycota, Pichiomycetes, Serinales, Debaryomycetaceae. The record is from the annotation of a GenBank genome assembly.